Molecule: messenger RNA, 417 nt
Organism: Cimex lectularius (bed bug)
Lineage: Eukaryota; Metazoa; Arthropoda; Insecta; Hemiptera; Cimicidae
Gene: RpL37A
Product: 60S ribosomal protein L37a
Exons: 3
Coding region: 105-383 (92 amino acids)
Biological process (GO): translation
Cellular component (GO): ribosome
Molecular function (GO): structural constituent of ribosome
Source: RefSeq, a predicted model, not a curated record
CUGCGUUCCUCGAGUCAUCGAUCAUUUGAACAGUCCCACGGGUAAAGCCGAAGCAACCUUUUUGUCCUACUGAGUGUUACUAGCUGUAUUGCACGCUUGUAAAAAUGGCCAAGCACACCAAAAAGGUAGGGAUCACCGGUAAAUAUGGUACCAGGUAUGGUGCCUCGCUCCGUAAAAUGGUGAAGAAGAUGGAGAUCACCCAGCACGGAAAAUAUCCCUGUUCUUUCUGUGGAAAAACUGCCAUGAAGAGAACUUGUGUUGGCAUCUGGUCAUGCAAGAGGUGCAAAAGGACAGUCGCUGGAGGUGCCUGGGUCGUCGCCACUACUGCUGCUACCUCAGUCAGAUCUGCCGUGAGGAGGUUGAGGGAAGUCAAGGACUUGUAAACUGUGUUUAUAAAUAAAUAAAUUUUAUAAAAUA